UAAAUAGUGGGCCCGAUCAAACAUCUCCCACUUGUUGGUGUCUUGGAUCGAAUCGAAUCACAACCCAGAAAUCUGCGUCAUACAUGGAAGGAUUUAUAUGAACAGAAGGCAGCGCAAACGCUGCGAUUGACCAGGGCUGUUGAUAAACAACAUCUCAAUUGCCACCUUCUGCUUUAUUCUGGGGUACCCUUUCUCUUUUCACAAUUCAAUCCGUCAAAAUGAAUUGCCUGGGGUCCAGUGGUCGCAAAAUGAUGUGCUACAGCUACUCGCUCGCGCAGCAUCGCAAUCGCGUCAUGUUGACGGCCUUUCGCCGUCCAUCAUCAGCCUUCAGCACAGCCACCACUGUUAUGCAACGGGUCCCUUCAAGAUCGCAAGCCCGGCUGCGACCGCCGCAGAAGCCGCUCGCGUCCGGCGCACCCGUUCAAGAGACACGGCAGCUUGUAAUGGCAAACAUCGUACCAAACCAACCUCGCGGUUACAUUCGCCCCAGCCGCUUCACGUAUAGACUCAUACUAUGGGGAGUAUUUGUCGGGCCAUGCUUGGUAGUGUUCUACUGGUGGGCAUCAGCCACGGUCAAGGCAAGCAAGAAUGAUGAUAUUUCUCAGUUGAAGUGGAUGCUCGAGAACUUUACGCUCUCGCGCAAAAAUAUAGAGGAGGGCCGCUGGUGGACGCUUAUCACCUCUGCGUUCUCACACAAGGACCCGUUUCAUCUGCUGUUUAACAUGUUAAGUUUGCGCUUUGGCGUCGAGGCGGCUCUUCACACCGGGCUGGGCCCCUUGCGGGUGCUUUUGCUCGCCACGGGGGCUGCUCUGAGCUCAAGCUACGCCAGCCUGUGGGACGGGGCUACGCGAAAGCAUGGUGCCGAUCGUGCUGGCCUUGGCGCAAGUGGCAUUGUCCAGGGUUUCCUGGCGGCAAUGGCGCUGACCCGCCCCUGGAUGCAAGUAUCGUUGAUGUUCAUACCCAUUCCAGUCUCACUCCCGAUAGUUUGGGGACUUUUCACUGCCUGGGAUUUCUACAAUCUACAUAUCGCCCGCCAAAACGGCGACAGUCCUUCCGCUUCCGGGUCGGUCGUAGGAUACGCGGCGCACCUGGGCGGCUCUGCCUUCGGAGCGCUCUACUGGUUUGUUCGUCUCAGGCCUGUGUUUGGAGGCAUGACCCUGGAAUACAUACGACUUGUGAUUUUCAAGCGAUGAACAGCUGUGGCCCGACUCGGCAGAAUUGAGGAGUAAAAAAUAGCUCAAUAAAAUGAAACAAUCCAACCAAAUAUAUCCUCAUGCAGCCAA
Messenger RNA from Pyricularia oryzae 70-15, 1283 nucleotides. RefSeq lists its product as uncharacterized. The record is from RefSeq and is a predicted model, not a curated record. Gene Ontology annotation, cellular component: membrane. Bases 219 to 1193 code for a protein of 324 amino acids. Gene Ontology annotation, molecular function: serine-type endopeptidase activity. The transcript has 3 exons. NCBI's taxonomy places the organism in Eukaryota, Fungi, Ascomycota, Sordariomycetes, Magnaporthales, Pyriculariaceae.